CACCACAUCAACCCCGAGCACGCGACAUCACCACCACCACCACCACCACCAUUUCUAAGAAUAACCUGAAACACAAUAAUCCCCCCAACUAUAGUACCUAUCCCAAUGACAUCCAGACAUCCCAGAAACUCCCUCAGUCGAUUGGUAUCUAGACCAAACCCGGUACCUGAUUCCACCUCAUCUAUGAAGUCAUCCAUCCCCACAAUGACUUCACAAUGCUGUCAACGGCCUGGAUCGAUGAACACAUCGAUUUGAUGUGGGAUAUAAGUAGGGUGCUGGGACUGUGUUCAUCAAUCAAUUAAAUCAGAUCACAGGGAUAAUUCACUCUUCUUCACGCAACAAACGAACUACUUCCUUCUAUCCAUCUACUUUAUCCAGAAAACUAAGCCACCAACACCAACCAAAAUGCCUCGCGGAGCCGAAUACGACAACGGAGUCCCCCAGAGCGACAACGCCAUUGAUGCCGGCGAGACCAAGGUUCACGGCACGAACCCUGACAACGACCACCUAAACCGCGUGCAACGCACCGCUCCCCUCCCUGAAGCCGCGCACAGCAGUGGCGGCACGUACAGCAUCGGGGGCAGCGCGGGCCCGAACAAGUUUGGAAGUGGAAAGGGGGGUCAUGAGCCUAAGACGUUGGGGGAUAAGAAGGGAUUGGGUGAUAUCUAAAUCUGAAUUUACAUCUAGAUGAGUUUAUGAUGUUUUCUUAUGUGGAUGCCUUGUGUGUUUGGGAGUUUGGUGGUGAUGCAUGGGUUAUGAGAGAUAUGUGACUAUUAUUAUCAUAUGGACUUUUCCGGCUGGGGAAAGGUGAAGGCUUCCUGGGUGAGGCCUGAAAUGAAAUUGAAUGAUUGAGAUGAU
Molecule: messenger RNA, 858 nt
Organism: Aspergillus ibericus CBS 121593
Lineage: Eukaryota; Fungi; Ascomycota; Eurotiomycetes; Eurotiales; Aspergillaceae
Exons: 3
Coding region: 406-669 (87 amino acids)
Source: RefSeq, a predicted model, not a curated record